Molecule: messenger RNA, 398 nt
Organism: Paralichthys olivaceus (Japanese flounder)
Lineage: Eukaryota; Metazoa; Chordata; Actinopteri; Pleuronectiformes; Paralichthyidae
Source: RefSeq, a predicted model, not a curated record
AUGGUUAAUCAAGAGGUGGCUAUACUGAAGAAAUUGAGAUCUUUGGACCUGGACAAGCAAAACAUCGUUCAGUGGUACCAGUUCUUCACCGACAGAGAACACAUCUGCCUGGAGUUUGAGCACCUGGACAAAAGUCUCUUCGAUUUUAUGACUGAACAAAAUUUCAGACAUCUCCUUCUGAAAGAGAUUCGCCCAAUUGUCCAGCAGAUUGCUCAUGCGCUGAAGCACUUGAAGGCUGUGGGGUUUAUCCAUGCAGACCUCAAGUUAGAAAACAUGAUGCUAGUUGAUCAGCAAUGGGAGCCCUUCUGUGUCAAAGUGAUCGACUUUGGAUUAGCAUGUGAUGUGUCAGCUGCCAAGUUGGGCUCCUACAUUCAGACCCGUCCAUACCGGUGAGUACC